This is a messenger RNA of Canis lupus familiaris (dog), 2834 nucleotides long. It is a transcript of the gene CMPK2, whose product is annotated as cytidine/uridine monophosphate kinase 2. Gene Ontology annotation, molecular function: dTMP kinase activity. Gene Ontology annotation, cellular component: cytoplasm; mitochondrion. Lineage: Eukaryota; Metazoa; Chordata; Mammalia; Carnivora; Canidae. The coding region runs from base 1 to 1260 and encodes 419 amino acids. The record is from RefSeq and is a predicted model, not a curated record. The transcript has 5 exons. Gene Ontology annotation, biological process: dUDP biosynthetic process; dTDP biosynthetic process; dTTP biosynthetic process.
AUGGAGCCGCCGCGCCGCUUGGCGCUGGAGCUGCCGGGCUGCGCGCUGGCCCACUUCGCGGUGGGCGGCCCCGACCCGGGCUUGCGCCCCGAGCCCCGCGCGGCCGCGCUCCUGGGCCCCGGCGGCCGCGGCUACCUGCUGUGCGCGGGGCUGGCGCCGGGCGGGGGCUGCGCGGCCCGGGUGCGCGCGGCGCGGCUGCUCCAGCGGCUGCUGCUCGGGCUGCGCCGGGGCCCCCUGCGGGGCUGCCAGCUGCGCCCGCUGCUGUGCUACGGCCCCGGCGGCGGCGCGGACGGCGUGCAGCGCGGCUUCCUGCUGCUCGACCCCGGCCACGGCCCCGACACGCGGCGCGCGCUCUGCGCCCUGCUGGGCGAGGCCCCGGGGGGCCCGCGGCUCGGCGAGUUCGUGGGCGACGCGCGCCGGCAGGUGUGGCAGCGCCUGUGGGAGCCGCGCGGCGGCGAGGGCUGGCGGCAGGUGGGCCCCUGCGAGCGCGUCGUGUCGGUGCCCGAGCCCGCCCUGCACCCGGUGCUGCCCGACCUGCCCAGCUCCGCCGUCUUCCCGCACCGCCGGGCCGCCCGCGCCGUCUUGGAGGCGUGUGUCCCCUUCAUUCCUGAAGCUCAAGCAGUGCUCGACCUGGUUGACCAGUGCCCGGAGCAGGUCCAGAAGGGGAAGUUCCCGGUCAUUGUCAUCGAAGGACUGGAUGCCACUGGUAAAACCACUGUGACCCAGUCCGUCUCAGACUCCCUCAAGGCUGCCCUCUUAAAGUCGCCGCCCGCUUGCAUUAGCCAGUGGAGGAAGAUCUUUGACGAUGAACCAACUAUUAUUAGAAGAGCUUUUUACUCUUUGGGCAAUUAUAUCGUAGCUUCUGAAAUAGCUAAAGAAUCUACCAAAUCUCCUGUGAUUGUAGACAGGUACUGGCACAGCACAGCCACCUACGCCAUAGCCACCGAGGUGACGGGGGGGCUCCAGCACCUGCCCCCGGCCCAUCAUUCUAUAUACCAGUGGCCCAGGGACCUGCUCAAACCCGACCUGGUUCUGCUGCUCACAGUGAGUCCCGAGGAGAGGAUGCGUAGGAUUCAGGGCCGGGGCAUGGAGAGGACCAGAGAAGAAACUGAACUGGAGGCCAACAGCAUCUUCCGUCAGAAGGUAGAAAUGUCCUAUCAGCGGAUGGAGAACCCUGGUUGCCUCUUGGUGGAUGCCAGCCCCUCCAGAGAGGAAGUCCUCCAGAUGGUUUUAAGCAUAAUCCAAAAUAAUUGUAAUUAAUUGUAAUUACUCCAAACGUAAUUAUACAUUUUGCUGGAUUUGAUGUUGAUGGAUACAUUCAGGCCCACGACUGGUUACACGGUCUUCCCAGAUGGCUGUUGCAUACACAUGGUGUGCACUAGAAGAUUGGAGACCGGGCAUUUCGAUUUUACUUGAAUGACCGUCCUCCCUUCUGACCAAGGGACCCAUCAAGGCUGAGACUGUCGCAUUCCAGCCAGGGAUCAGCGAUUGCUUCCUUCCACUGUAAUAUUUUCCUGGGGAUUCCUACGAAAUCCCUCCAAGUUUUGUCUCAUCCAGAAAGGAUGUACCAGGACGUACACAGAAGUGACCAGGAAGAUGUUCCAAGUCACCGGGAGCCCCGUCAGCCUCUCCCGUGCCUACACCUGGGUCCCUAAUGAGAUCUCCAUGUGACACAGUUUCCUUCUUCCCAAUAUGAUCACACUCCAUCCCUGGGGACUCAGCCCUGAUCCUAGAGCCAUGUGCUCCGGAAGAAAAGGUCCGUGUGUCCUGGCUGCCUGGGGACACGCCCACAGAGCCAUCUUCGGGUAGGCGGCACUUACGAAGAAGACAUAUGACUUGUGCCCUCCGACCCCUGAGACGGUCCUCUUGGUUAGCACUUCAGAGUCAAAUGUAGAGACUGCCAGCCUGAGAUGCUCUAACUACAAAUAUACUAACCUUUGAAUUUUGUUCCGUUUGCUUAUGUUUCUUUCCUUUCCUCUGAAAAACACGGCUUUGGAUAUGAUGAGUGUUUUGGACUGAACUGGAUGCAUUAAACUAAGCCAAUCGAGCAAUAUAGUUAUAUUGAUAUUUACACCAUGUUUCUCCUCAGUGUGGGGGCUCUGCUUCACUAAUUAAAAUUGAAGCCAAGAAGCUAAAUGCAGUGCUUGUUGUGUAUUUUCAUGACACAGAUUUAAUUUAUCUUACUCAAUAAGCAUAGUGGAUCCUGGAAUGGGAUUUCUUAGAAAAUUAUCUUGCACUUGAAUGUCUCAUGCUUGCACAUGAAAUCGGCGUUGAGAUCUGUGUGCCUAGGGGGGAAAAAAGCUGAGGAAAGAGGAAAUUUGAUAACUAUGCAGCCUUGGGUGAGUCACUUAACAUCACCAGUCCAUGUAACUUGAUCUAAAAAGUGAUGAUGAUUCUUUAUCUGUCCUAAGGAGUUUGCUGAACCAGGUGAUUAUCUGCAAUUCCUUCCAGGUCUCAGGUGAAGUUUGCAGGUUAGAUGUCCAACGCCCCCCCCCCGCCAGCAGAUAAUUACAUUCCAGGCCUUAUCAGAUUUAUCCUAUAGAAUCUUAAAUUAUAGUAAAGUUUAGUAUUAAUAACUAUAUCAAUACCGUUUUCCCAAAGAAUGAUAGGUAAUUUUUACAUGAUAUAUUUAUGUGUAUAAAUAUGUAAUUGGUUUCCGUCGCAAAUAUUUUUUAAAGCACUAGGUUUCUGAGAGAUGUGAUAUCUAAUUAUGUUCUUGGUCUUCUGUGCUUGGAACAGUUUGAAAAGCCAACGUCGGCAGCCUAGAAGAACAAAGAUCUUCUGCCUUCCUUCUGUACCUUGCAAAUGAAUAAAGUUGCUGUGAUUUUGUGAUG